Molecule: messenger RNA, 926 nt
Organism: Dioscorea cayenensis subsp. rotundata (Guinea yam)
Lineage: Eukaryota; Viridiplantae; Streptophyta; Magnoliopsida; Dioscoreales; Dioscoreaceae
Product: DNA-directed RNA polymerase V subunit 5A-like
Exons: 4
Coding region: 31-678 (215 amino acids)
Biological process (GO): DNA-templated transcription
Molecular function (GO): DNA-directed RNA polymerase activity; DNA binding
Source: RefSeq, a predicted model, not a curated record
CGAGAGAGAGAGAGAGAGAGAGAGAGAGAGAUGGAGAUCGAGGGUUGCUUGAACUCUUACGUCGAUCGAGGGAGCAUGGAGAGCCAUCGGUUCUUUUUGGCUCGCCGCACCCUGCUGGAGAUGUUGUUCGAUCGUGGCUACGCCGUGUCUGUGACCCAGAUGGCGAUGACCCUCUCCGAGUUCCGUGAAACCUAUGGCGAAAGCCCGGACUUGGAUCGCCUACGCAUCCCGGCUUCCCUCAUCUCGAAACCCUCCAACAAGAUUCUUGUAAUCUUUUGUGGACCUGAAAAAGUGAAGUUGCCAUUUAUACGUGGCAUUUAUAAUCAACUUAUUCAAGAAAAUUUGACGAGACUAAUAUUGGUCUUGCAAAGCAAGGCAACAUCAAAAGCGCGGGAUGCCAUAAAGGAGAUCUUCCGGUUCAAAGUUGAAACGUUUCAAAUUACCGAACUUUUGGUUAAUAUCACAAAGCAUGUCCUGAAGCCAAAGCAUGAUGUACUAAUUGAAGAAGAGAAGCAAGCGCUUUUGAAGAAAUACAAUGUAGAGGAAAGCCAGCUGCCACGCAUGCUUCUAACCGAUGCAAUUGCUCGUUAUUAUGGGUUGGAGAAGGGGCAGGUGGUGAAGGUCACCUAUGAUGGAGAACUAACCGGGAACCAUGUCUCGUACCGUUGUGUUAUGUGAUGACUGAUGAUGGCCUUUCUGUAAAGCUAGAUCAAUGCUGAGAAAAUGUACAUGAAUCUAAUGGAAUCUGUUUUGCAUGAAAAUUUUUAGUGCCAUAUAAAAUCUAACUUGGGAAAAAUUGUUUUACUGUCUGUCGUAGCUUUUAAUGUUGCUUGCCAUGUGUUAAAUCUUGCUCUGCAGAAAAGACAUUGUAAAAAGGUUUCAGUUAUGGUCUUUAGCUUCAUUUAAAUGUGCAGUGAUAUUUACUC